Penicillium paradoxum is the source of this 651-nucleotide messenger RNA. RefSeq names its product glutathione S-transferase family protein. The coding region runs from base 1 to 651 and encodes 216 amino acids. The record is from RefSeq and is a predicted model, not a curated record. The transcript has a single exon. NCBI's taxonomy places the organism in Eukaryota, Fungi, Ascomycota, Eurotiomycetes, Eurotiales, Aspergillaceae.
AUGUCUCUCAAGCCCAUCACGCUCUAUGGCCAUGGCCCCGGCCCCAACCCAUGGAAAGUGGUCAUGAUCUUAGAGGAGCUGAACAUUCCCUACACCCACAACAUCAUCAACUUCCCCGAGAUGAAAAAAGAAGCUUUCGAGUCCAUCAACCCCAAUGGCCGCGUCCCCGCAAUUCAAGACCCCAACACCGACAUCACACUCUGGGAAUCCGGCGCGAUUGUCGAAUACCUCGUUGACACAUAUGACAAGACAAACACCAUCAGCUUUGCCCCUGGCUCCAAGGAUUACUACCUCGCCAAGCAAUGGCUCCAUUUCCAGGUAUCCGGUCAAGGCCCAUACUUCGGCCAGGCCGUUUGGUUCAACAGCUUCCACUCAGAGGAGCUGCCAAGUGCCGUUAAACGCUACGUCAAGGAAAUCUGCCGUGUCUCCGGUGUGUUGAACCGUGUUCUUCAGGAGAAGCAAUAUCUCGUCGGCGACAAGUUCUCUUAUGUCGAUGCUGCUUUCGCUCCAUGGUAUCUCCUGAUAGGUCCAUUUGAGAUUGAUAUGGAAAAGAGGUUCCCCAACGUCGUUGCUUGGUUGAAGCGGGUGCAUGAUCGUCCUGCUAUUUCUAAGACGAUCAUGGACCGGGCUCUGGCUUGUACACAGCGCUAG